GUCUGUCAUUCAGCCACGUCAUUUUUGCUUUUGAAUGAAAAAGUAUACGCGGCGCAAUCAAUUCAUUACAACGGCACUGUAAAUUAUUAUAAUCAUGAAUAUAUUCCGUUUGCUCGGUGAUCUCUCUCACCUUUUAGCUAUAAUUAUAUUAUUACUUAAAAUCUGGAAAACACGAUCAUGUGCAGGCAUAUCUGGAAAGUCGCAAAUACUGUUUUCAAUUGUGUACACAACUCGGUAUUUGGAUUUACUGACAACGUACAUUUCGGCAUAUAAUACCGUCAUGAAAUUGGUGUUCAUCGUGGCGUCCUAUGCGACUGUUUAUUUGAUGUACGUGAAAUUCAAAGCUACCUAUGACCAUAAUCACGAUACCUUCAGGAUUGAAUUUUUGUUGGUGCCAGCAAUUAUAUUGGCAUUGGUGAUAAACCAUGAGUUUACUGUACUAGAGGUAUUAUGGACAUUUUCGAUUUACCUGGAGUCUGUAGCUAUUUUGCCACAGCUCUUCCUCGUGUCUAAAACAGGAGAGGCUGAAAGCAUCACUUCACACUACCUGUUUGCCCUUGGUUCCUACAGGGCCCUUUAUCUUUUAAACUGGGUGUACCGCUAUGUUGUUGAGGAUCACUAUGAAAUGAUUGCUAUUGUUGCUGGCGUAGUACAAACUGUACUUUACUGCGACUUCUUUUAUUUGUACAUUACAAAAGUUCUCAAGGGAAAGAAGUUACAACUGCCUGCAUAAAUCGUGUCAUAGAAUAAUGACAAAUUCUGACUAUAAAGUGUCUGAGAAGUUAAGCUAAUCAUUUACCUAAGAACUGGUUGUAAAACCAUAGCUGAAAUGAUAUGUCAAAUUGCUAUUCAUUUAGAUUGACUUGUGUAUUAAAAUUAUUCAUUGUCAGAUUGGUAGAUCAAACAAAUCUUUUAUUUUUACAAUUUAGUUUUAAGAAACUACUGUAACAUCUUGCAAUAAGAUUUUAAGGAAAUAAAAUUUUGAAGUGAAAUACUUUUGUAAUUUGCAUGUAAAUAUUUUCCUUUAUUUUAUAGAGUAAUAUUUUGGUUUAUAUACACAAUAGCUUUGCAUAUGCGUUAAAAUCAGCUAGGUGCACUUGCUCCUGAAAAAAAAGUGAUUAUUGUUAAUGUUAAAUACUACUUGAUUGGAUUCUUCUUUUGCUGGAUUCAUAAUUAUAGAUAUUAAAAUUACAAUGAUUUUGAGUAUAAACAAUAAUUAAUUUUACUGUUACUUUAAUGCUAGAUAAAUUAUAAUAAUUAAAAAAAAACAAGUAUACCUUUAACAUUGUGUUGCUAUUCAAUAACUGAAUAAUGCCAUCAUUUAAAGUAUUUUCAUUAAGAACAGCCAUAUAUGCUACACCUAAAUGGAGGUUUUCCUUCAUCUGCAAUAAAUACAAUAUGUCACUGAGAGUUAAAUAUUUAUGCAGUUGUAUUACACAAUAGAAAUGACAUGCACUAGCUCAUUACUACA
Messenger RNA from Diatraea saccharalis (sugarcane borer), 1471 nucleotides. The record is from the annotation of a GenBank genome assembly. NCBI's taxonomy places the organism in Eukaryota, Metazoa, Arthropoda, Insecta, Lepidoptera, Crambidae.